Closterium sp. NIES-65 is the source of this 1110-nucleotide messenger RNA. The record is from the annotation of a GenBank genome assembly. Lineage: Eukaryota; Viridiplantae; Streptophyta; Zygnematophyceae; Desmidiales; Closteriaceae.
AUGGCGACCACUUCGGCGGCCGUCCUCCCAUCAGGGGCCUUCCUCACCCGAGGGUCGGAGAUCCAGAGAAUUCCCGUGCGCGCUGCUGCCGGAGCCAUAUCCUCCAAACUCCGAGCCUCCCCGAGAUUGCCCGCCCUGUCGACUCCAUUCAUCCGAUCCCUCAAACCCGCUGCGGCUCCGACCGUCGAUCCGCCACCGUAUGAGCCGGUGCACGUGCCGUUCUCGGACGUGCUGGUGCAGCAGAAGCGGCCGUAUUUCUUCAACCGGGACUACACGGCGAGGGACUGGAACUACCUCGUCAACUUGAGCUUGUACCAUGGCCUGUGCCUCUUCGCUCCAGCCACCUUCUCCUGGGAAAACUUCGGCCUCUUCCUCAGCCUCUACGUCGUCACAGGGCUGUUUGGGGUCACCCUGUCAUACCACCGCAAUCUGGCGCAUCGUUCGUUCACGCUUCCCAAGUGGCUCGAGUACACUUUCGCCUACCUCGGGGUUCUCGCCAUUCAGGGCCACCCCAAGGAGUGGGUGAGCGCGCACCGCUACCACCAUCGCUUCGUCGACACGCCCGGCGACCCGCACUCGCCAUGCGAUGGCUUCUGGCACAGCCACAUGGGGUGGGUUUUCGACGAAGUCUUCACGCAACAGCGGGUGGGCGUGCGCGACAACAUCGCGGACAUGGAGAACGACCCCUUUUACGAUUUCAUCGAGGCCACCUACCACUGGCACACCGUCGGCUCCGUGGCGCUGCUCUACGCCCUCGGAGGCUUCCCCUGGGUCGUCUGGGGCUUCGGCAUGCGCUCUGUGGUGGUGCUGCACAUCACGGGGCUAGUCAACUCAGCGGGACACGUGUGGGGCUAUCAAUCCUGGAACACCGGCGACCUUUCACGCAACAACUGGUGGGUGGGGCUGCUGGCGUUUGGCGAGGGGUGGCACAACAACCACCACGCGUUCCAGUACUCGUGCCGGCAUGGGCUGGACGCGCACGAGGUGGACGUGACGUGGUACAUCAUAAAGCUGCUCGAGGCUGCAGGGCUGGCCACCAACCUCAAGUACCCCCAUCAGAAGGACAUUAAGCGCCUCUCCCUCCCGGAACAGCCAGUUUCUCAGCAGUAG